This is a messenger RNA of Photinus pyralis (common eastern firefly), 1902 nucleotides long. Its product is annotated as putative nuclease HARBI1. Bases 623 to 1396 code for a protein of 257 amino acids. The transcript has 4 exons. The record is from RefSeq and is a predicted model, not a curated record. NCBI's taxonomy places the organism in Eukaryota, Metazoa, Arthropoda, Insecta, Coleoptera, Lampyridae.
CACGCUUUCGGCCAUAAAUAUAUUUAUGCCCAGUUUCUCCAAUGUAUCUUAAGCUCUACUUGAAUCUUAAGAUCGCCUUAAAUCUUAAGUCUAUCUUAAAACGUUGCACCAACGCAAAUCUGCAUCUUAUAUUCACAAAGGCAGCCUUACAUUUAAGUCGUGAAAAUCUGCGACUUAAGUCGGCAUUAUUGUUAGUGAAGUUGAAAAUGAGUGGCAUUUUGUCUUUCAAACGUCACUUUUCAAAAUGGAAUUGAUCGAUGUCGAUGAUGUCGAUGUGGUUGAUAUGGUAGACAUAGUAGAAAAUAUUCGAAUACCACGGCAAAUUCACAUUAGGAGAAAUUUAUUUAAUAUUUAUUCUAAUGUUGAAUUUUUUCGACGAUUUCGACUCGAAAAAGGGACUGCUUUAUAUUUAUUGGAGAAAAUAGAACAUAGACUAGAGUACUUCCAUAACAGGUAAGUACACAUCAUUCAUAGGUUUGUUUCACGUUUGUAUACUUACCUACAUAUAAUGCUUUUUGUGACUAUUGUAUAGUGCGAAUUCAAGGUGUACAAUAAUGUUUUUUGAAAUUCAGGAAUAAUUCCAUCAGUCCCAUGAAUCAACUUUUGCUAACGUUAAGAGCUUAUGCCAGUGCAGGGCAUUUUGUUGCUGUUGGAGACUUUGUGCAUGCAGACAAGUCAACAGGAAUUUAUAUACAUGCCUCGAAAUGAAGUUGAAAUUGCAAGUGCUCAGAAUAAAUUUUACGACAUUGCUGGUUUCCCUAGAGUCAUUGGGGCAAUAGAUGGAUGUCAUAUAAAAAUUCAAUCACAAGGUGGAGCUGAUGCUGAAAUAUAUCGAAACAGAAAGGGAUAUUUCUCUGUAAAUGUGCAAGCCGUUACAAGUGCUGACCUGUUAUUCCAAGAUAUCGUCGCACGUUGGCCAGGUUCGACGCACGAUACCACCAUUUUUAGAAAUUCACGAUUAAUGCAUAGAUUCAAUAAUGGAGACUUUGGAAAUAGUAUCUUGUUGGGAGAUAGCGGUUAUAUGAAUCUUUCAUAUCUAUUUACACCUUUUCUGAAUGUUCAGAACGAUGGUGAAAGAAACUACAACAGAAGUCACGUUCAAAGUAGAGUCAAGGUAGAAAAUCUAUUUGGUGUUUGGAAAAGAAGAUUUCCUAUAAUAGCGUAUGGAUGUAGAAUGAAGCUAGAAAAUGUACUUUGUGUUAUUGUGGCUACAGCAGUUUUGCACAAUUUGGCUCGUUUGAGGGGAGAACCAGAACCACCUAUUGAAAAUUUAAUUAUGGAACACGAGCUUCAGCAAGCAAUUCGAGAUGGAGAUAUUCCUUUAGCCGCCGAAGAAAAUGAUUUAGGCUAUGAUUAUAGAAGACAUUUAGUAGAUAUAUAUUUUUCUAGAUUGUAAUUUUCGUAUUUUGCAAGUUUAAAGAUAAAUUAUAUUACAUAUUAACAUACCUACUACAAUAAACAUUUUUUAUUAAAAUUGAAAAUACGUACUUAUACUUAUUUAAAUGAAUUCAUUCUUCGAAAAAAUACUAGAUUUAUUUUAUGGCAACAUUUACUUGGAACAAGAGCACUUCCCAAUUUCCUCUUCCAUUAAGUAAAUUUUUUUCUUGUGCUCAACUUCCAUGGCAUGUAACAUUUUCUUGUGCUCCUUUUCUUGCAAAAGAAUUUCUUUUUGAAUUUGUAGUACUUCAAUUUUAGCUCUUUCUGUAGGUCCCAGGUCUGCGUUAAUUUUAGGUCUCCUUCGAGCAGACCAACGAGUGCCUCGUAAAAGUGUGGGCGUGGGCUCUUCGUAAGUAAGCAGAACGUUUUGAUUGCACAGUUCAGUUUCAUCAUGUGUUUGUUCUAAAGGUGUAAUCGAAGGUGUACUGGAUGUACACGGUAUUUCUAUGUUAAUUUCUUCUUGAU